AUGUCGUUUUCAAACCUUGUUUCUGACCUUGCAUUCAGAGACGCUCAGGAUGACCGAAGUUCUCAAAUAUCCCAUGCACGGUCGCAAGCCACCGCACGAUCAUAUACCAGCACGGCUGCGACCAGCGUUAGCAUAUCUGGUGACAUAUCUAGCCAGCUUCAUUCUGGUUAUAGUCACCCAUUGAGUAGAUCAUGGCAAGCCGAGAAGCAGUUGACCAAGGAGAUGCUCAUCUAUCCCCUAUUCAUUACUGAUAACCCUGACGAAGAGACGCCUAUUCCAUCCCUUCCAAAUCAGUAUCGCCGAGGGUUGAAUCGAUUAGUUCCCUUUUUAAGACCAUUGGUACAGAAAGGACUGCGUUCCGUGAUUCUGUUCGGUGUCCCUUUGCAUCCAUCUGCAAAGGAUGCGCUGGGAACCGCUGCGGAUGAUCCGACCGGUCCGGUAGUUCAGGCCAUCCGCCUUCUUCGUUCGCGCUUUCCUCAACUUUAUAUCGUGACGGAUGUCUGUCUUUGUGAAUACACCUCACAUGGUCAUUGCGGGAUACUACGUGAGGAUGGGACGCUCGAUAACGCACAAUCCGUUGAUCGGAUUUCAGAUGUAGCCCUCGCCUAUGCUGCCGCUGGUGCUCACUGCGUGGCUCCGUCAGAUAUGAACGACGGCAGAGUCCGCGCCAUAAAGCUCAAGCUUAUUGAAGCUGGUAUCGCUCAUCGUGUCCUCCUAAUGUCCUACAGUGCAAAAUUCAGUGGAUGUCUAUAUGGUCCCUUCCGAGAUGCCGCAGGCUCUUGCCCAUCCUUCGGAGACCGCAGGUGUUACCAAUUGCCUCCAGGUGGCCGGGGGCUUGCUCGGCGAGCGAUACAGCGCGAUAUUGGGGAGGGCGCAGACAUAAUAAUGGUGAAGCCCGCUAGUAGCUAUCUGGAUAUCAUACGGGAUGCGAAGGAGCUUGCCAAAGACAUGCCAGUUGCCGCGUACCAAGUUAGCGGAGAGUAUGCCAUGAUACAUGCAGGGGCCAAGGCUGGCGUUUUCGAUCUGAAAUCAAUGGCUUUCGAGAGCACAGAGGGUAUACUACGGGCAGGAGCUGGUAUCAUUGUGAGCUAUUUUGUGCCCGACUUUCUGGAUUGGCUUUCUUAA
This is a messenger RNA of Aspergillus neoniger CBS 115656, 1125 nucleotides long. RefSeq names its product porphobilinogen synthase HEM2. Gene Ontology annotation, cellular component: cytosol. The record is from RefSeq and is a predicted model, not a curated record. Lineage: Eukaryota; Fungi; Ascomycota; Eurotiomycetes; Eurotiales; Aspergillaceae. The transcript has 2 exons. Gene Ontology annotation, molecular function: zinc ion binding; porphobilinogen synthase activity. Gene Ontology annotation, biological process: heme biosynthetic process. Bases 1 to 1125 code for a protein of 374 amino acids.